Molecule: messenger RNA, 510 nt
Organism: Ustilaginoidea virens
Lineage: Eukaryota; Fungi; Ascomycota; Sordariomycetes; Hypocreales; Clavicipitaceae
Exons: 1
Coding region: 1-510 (169 amino acids)
Source: RefSeq, a predicted model, not a curated record
AUGCCCGAAAAGAUCACCUCCAAGAAUCUCUCCUACCGCUCAUCUCUGCCCCCGUUUCUGGCACGGCUUCACGCCCAGGCGGGGACUGCAUCCGGUCCCGAUCCCGUAUUGGCAGCGCAGAGGAGAUCGGCAAAGAAGCGCUCGUCGAGCGAGGAAGCUGAAGAUGCGCCCCUGGUCGUUGACGAGCAUGGGAACAGCGUGGACGUUCGGCUGGACCACGACGACGGCGCGGCCGAGGAAACGCACCCCGAGGAAGCAGCCGCACGAGUGCAGGACCACGGCGCUAAACCAAGCGACGAGUCGGAGAAGCCCGGCGCCCAACCCAAGUCAUCUAUCGGGGCGAGAAAGCGCAGGAUUGGCAGAGUCGUCGGCACGGAUGUUGCCGACUCCCCCCUCGGUAGCGGGCGAGGGGAGAAGGCGACGACGGGGGAGACAGACGCGGCGGCCGAUAAAAAGGUCAAGAGGAAGGCUAAAAAGAUCAAGCUGAGCUUCUGUGAGGAUGAGGCCUGA